Desarmillaria tabescens is the source of this 306-nucleotide messenger RNA. RefSeq lists its product as uncharacterized. The record is from RefSeq and is a predicted model, not a curated record. The transcript is spliced from 2 exons. The coding region runs from base 1 to 306 and encodes 101 amino acids. NCBI's taxonomy places the organism in Eukaryota, Fungi, Basidiomycota, Agaricomycetes, Agaricales, Physalacriaceae.
AUGGACCAAGCCUUACAAGAGGAACACCAGAAAUGGAAACAGGAGCAUCCAGAUGAAGCCUACGACCCUACACCACCUCGUCCCCGAUGGCAGGAAGACCCUCGAUUCGAUGAUCCCAAGAGGCCAUACAAAAACCCACCGAUCCUCUUUGAUCCCUCGGAUGAGGACGAGUCAGAUGUCAACUUACUUCAAAGAGUGACGGAAAAUUGGGAUGACGAUGAAGACGAGGAAGUGGGCAUAAUCAAACAACCCGAAUCUCUUUCUGGAUAUGAGUCAGAUGGAUCAUUCGGGAUGAAUGAGUCUUAA